Molecule: messenger RNA, 1012 nt
Organism: Mangifera indica (mango)
Lineage: Eukaryota; Viridiplantae; Streptophyta; Magnoliopsida; Sapindales; Anacardiaceae
Product: cold-regulated 413 inner membrane protein 1, chloroplastic-like
Exons: 6
Coding region: 128-787 (219 amino acids)
Cellular component (GO): membrane
Source: RefSeq, a predicted model, not a curated record
CACUUGCAACCGUCUCUCGUUUCAUUUCUCCCUCCUGUAAUAUCGGUAGGGUCGUCUUGAACCUUCCUCGGUAUCUUUCGGCGGCAGAAAACGACACCGUACAAGUAACAAGAUCACAAAGACGAAGAUGUUGUCUCUUUCACUCUCACCAGCACGCACUCUUGCACUUUCCUAUAGGCAUGAGACGGCUGCUCUCUCGCACCGGACGAAGCUUCUCGCUGAUCUCCCGCGCAAUUCAAGUUCACUCUCGUUUAAUACUCUCAGAUAUUCGGUUGAUUACAAAGAAACCGCGGUCGUGAUGGCGAAGAAGAGAAGAGGAUUGACUGCGAUUUGUUGCGCUGCACCUUUAACGACUCGUAAUCUUCAGUGGAUCUCUACCAUUUCUUCAGCGGUUUUGAUGCUUACGAAAGGCACAGCUAUUCAGAAAUCGUUUCUUGUUCCGCUAUUUGCUCUACAAGCACCAGCGAGUAUCAUCUCUUGGAUUAAGGGCGAAUAUGGUGUUUGGACUGCAUUCUUGGCACUUCUUGUUCGUCUCUUCUUCUUUAUUCCAGGUGAGCUUGAGUUACCAUUCAUAGCAUUACUCUUGGUUCUUGUUUCUCCUUAUCAAGCAAUGAACCUAAGGGGAACACAGCAAGGCGCAAUUAUCUCCUUGCUGAUCGCAGGAUAUCUUGCUUUCCAGCAUUUUUCACGGGCAGGAAGCUUACAAAAAGCAUUUGACCAAGGCUCUGUUAUUGCCACCUUGGCCAUCAUUUGUAUCACCGUUGUCUCAUGCUUUUUCUUGAUCUGAAAUUCUGAACUCAUUGUAAAAUCAUAGAGUUGUUCUGUCAGUCAUCUGUAAUUUACUGUCCAUUUACGGGGUUACUGGAAUAAGCGAAUCGUUUUAUGAUUUCCCUUCCUUUUCUUCUUGCACAUGUAUAAGAAUGUGUAUAUUUUGUUUGACAGAUAAAAUAGUAUUGUAUUCCUGGAAUAUAUUGGGUUUAUCGUUAUGUAGAACCACUAUUAGAUGGUUUAA